Molecule: messenger RNA, 1950 nt
Organism: Danio aesculapii
Lineage: Eukaryota; Metazoa; Chordata; Actinopteri; Cypriniformes; Danionidae
Gene: b4galt7
Product: xylosylprotein beta 1,4-galactosyltransferase, polypeptide 7 (galactosyltransferase I)
Exons: 7
Coding region: 522-1508 (328 amino acids)
Biological process (GO): carbohydrate metabolic process; proteoglycan biosynthetic process
Molecular function (GO): xylosylprotein 4-beta-galactosyltransferase activity
Source: RefSeq, a predicted model, not a curated record
AAGACGGACGCUUUUAGCCAGCGUGUGAUUUUUUUUCUUUUGUCACAGUUCUCUGUCAAGUUUUUACACAUUUAUCGGUAAUGACGCGUCGCAGUAAAUAAACAGAAACUAUAUACUAUGUUUGGGGCUUUUAACGCACGUUUAAUCGGGCAUUCUCGCGGAAUCGUUUCCCUUAAAUCAGCUCUUGCCGUUCGCUUGUUAUUUGUCGUACCGUUAUGAGUGACGUGUAACUUAACUAAACGCGAAAUUCUUCCCAAAUAACACAUCUGAAACGGGUUUAUGAUGUGUUUAAGCUUGAUAAAGUGAUUGUAUCUGCUAUGAAAGAACACGUUCAAGCCGUCAGCUAAGGAUGUGAUAAAUUGCGGAUCGUUUAUGAUGGAAAUAGACAAAAGACACUGUUAUAAACGAGCAAUUGAACUUUAACAUGUAACGGUAGAUGACUGAGGCUGAAUAUCAGUGAGGAUAUUUGGAUCAGCUUGCCUUCUUCAGCGUGGUACAGUGUUGCUCAGAAAGGCACCAAGAUGAUGUACUCUUCACGGAGGAAACCUGUGCUGUAUUUCAAAGAUGACAGAAGAAGUGAAAGUCGAGGGGUGCGGCGUCCAGGAGAUUUUCUGUCGAGGAAAUGCACCGUCUGGAAGCUGUUUGGCCUCUGCAUGGUGUUUGUUUUUGGGUCCCUUCUCUGGGUGCAGCUGACGUGUUCAGGAGACAUGAGCCAGACUGCUGGAUACAGCCAUCUCCCUCAACAACCUUGUCCCAUAGACAGACAGUCGUCCCAUGUUGAUGAUCCUUCCUGGGGCCCUCAUAAAAUGGCCCUGAUUGUCCCAUUCAGAGAGCGUUUUGAAGAGCUGCUUGUGUUUGUCCCUUAUAUGCACGCCUUCCUCAACAAGAAGAAAAUACGACAUAAAAUAAUAAUUAUAAACCAAGUAGAUCACUUUCGGUUCAAUCGUGCCUCUCUUAUUAACGUUGGCUACAUGGAAAGUGGGAAUGACACGGACUACAUUGCAAUGCAUGAUGUGGACUUGUUGCCUCAAAAUGAGGAUCUGAACUAUGGGUUCCCAGCAGAUGGGCCCUUCCAUGUGGCCUCACCAGAGCUUCAUCCUUUAUAUCACUAUAAGACGUAUGUUGGAGGGAUCCUGCUGCUCACUAAGAAACAUUAUCUGGCGUGCAACGGGAUGUCAAACCGCUUUUGGGGAUGGGGAAGAGAAGAUGACGAGUUUUUCAGGAGACUAAAAGCAGCUAAUCUUGAGCUUUUUAGGCCAACGGGUAUCACUACAGGAACUAAAACAUUUAGACACAUCCAUGAUCCAGCCUGGAGGAAAAGAGACCAGAAGCGGAUCGCGGCACAGAAACAGGAGCAGUUUAAGGUGGACCCGGAGGGUGGCCUGAGUAACCUUCACUAUAAGGUGGAAUCCAGAAAGGAAGUGUCAAUCAGCGGAGCUCCAUGUACUGUGAUCAACACCUUUGUGGAGUGUGACCUCAACCAGACCCCAUGGUGCCAGUUCAGCUAAUAAUAAUAUUAGUUCAUAAUGCAUAAUUCACUUAAUGCUUAAAUAGGACCUGGAAAGCCAGAAUGAUACGGAUUCUCCUUCUGUGGUGCCAGAAAAGCUUUCACAGAUUAUCAGUGCCAGUCACACUUGGAAAAAAAAAAACAGACCGUCGGACCAAAUAGACUUGAAUAUGUGACUGGUGGAAAAGGAGGCUUUAUUUUUCUAUGACAAGUGUUUUUGGCUUCAUCCUUAAUGAAGCUUUGCCUCAUUUUUGAAGUGAACUAUGGACCAUUAACAGGUACAGCACUGAGUUUGCUUCAUCGACACUGCAAGCAUCCAAAUGUCUGAUUUUUAAUGAGUUUUAUAAUAUUUUUAGCUGUAGCCGUGGCUUGUUUUGAAACAUUUCUCCUCGUGCAAUUGUGAGUAUUUGCUCAGCCUGGUCUUUUUGCUUGAAUUUAAAAUC